GGCCGGAAGCGCGGGGGGGGGUGUGGCGGCCCCGCUCCCGUCCCGGUGCUCCCGUCCCGGUGCUCCCGUUCCGGCCCGGUCCCAGCCCGGCACCGCCAUGCGCAAGUUCUUCCAGGAGAUCAAGGCCGACCUGAAGUUCAAGACGGCGGGGCCCGGGCAGAAGCUCUCGGAGCCGUCCCGGGCCCCCAGGGAGAAGCCGAAAGCCGAGGUGGCCCCGAAGCCCCGCCAGGCCCCGACGGAUGAGGCGCAGAGGGCGGCGGCCGCGGCGCUGGCCCGGCUGGAGCUGAAGCCCAAGGGAAAAGCUCCGUCCGCCUCGCAGGAGGCCAUCAGGAACCAGGUGAGGAAAGAGCUGAUGGCCGAGGCAGCUGCCGGCGAGAAGGGGCUCUCCAUGGAGGAAAAGGAGCAGGAGGAGGAAGGGGCAGCUGCUCCCUCUGUCUCAGGGGUUUAUUUCAUCUGCCCCUUGACCGGUACCGUUGUGAGGAAAGACCAGAAGGAAAAGCAGCUCCGAGAAGCCAUCCAGGCAUAUUUCUCCGUGGACCCAGUGGCUGCUUCCAUCAUGGAGAUCCACACCUUCAACAAGGACCGGGAGAAGGUCCGGGUGUGCGUGGAGACCAUGGCCAAGUACCUGGAUAACAUCUAUCUCCAUCCAGAGGAGGAGAAAUACCGAAAAAUAAAACUGCAGAACAAGGUGUUUCAGGAAAGGAUAAGCUGCUUGGAAGGGACGCACAAAUUUUUCCAGGCUGUUGGGUUUGAGACAAAAGCACUGCCUGUUCCAGGACAAGAGACCACGGAGGAGUUCUUGGUGCUGAAGGAGGAGGUGCUGAGCCGGCUGGAAGAUCUGAAGGACCACAAGGAGCAGCUGCUGAGCUCAGAGCCCGUGCGGGCGCAGCUGCACCGGCAGCUCGCCGUGUUCCAGCCGUCGCCCGCGGCCGCGCGCUUCGAGCUGCCCCCCGACUUCUUCAGCCUCACUGCAGAGGAGCUGCGCAGGGAGCAGCGGCUCCGGACAGAGGCGGUGGAGAAGGCGUCGAUGCUGAGGACCAGAGCCAUGCGCGAGAAGGACGAGCAGAGGGAGGCCAGGAAGUACAGCUACACGCUGCUGCGGGUGCGCUUCCCCGAUGGAUACAUCCUCCAGGGGACUUUUUAUGCCCGAGAAUCAGUAUCUGUGCUCUACAACUUUGUGAGAGAAGCACUCAGAGAUGACUGGCUGCCCUUUGAGCUCCUGGGACCUGGAGGUCUCAAACUGACUGAUGAGAACUUGGCCUUCAAUGAAUGUGGGUUGGUGCCCUCGGCCCUGCUGAGCCUGGCCUGGGACGCCGCGGUCAUGGCGGACGUGGAGGCGGCGGCGGAGGAGCAGCGCAGCCCCCUCAGGCCCGAGCUGCUGGCCAGGGCCCAGCCCCUGUCCUGAAAUAAAGGGCAGUGCCUCCAGUGCUGCUGGCUUUGGACUCGUCCCUCCUUUUGCCAGACUGCUGGAGCUGUGUGAGCUCAGAGGUGGCUUUGGUUCGGCUCUGCACGGGGGCUGGGCCCUGCCGUCCCCUCCCAGCCCCAGACUCACAGGUGGCUCCUCCCUGGGGCUUCCAACACCAAACUGGAGCAGGGACUGCCCGAGGUGAUCCCAAAGGCAGUGGUGGAGCAGGGAUUAGGGGUUGGUAAGGCUGGAUUACCAGCCUGAGCCUGGGGAGGGGGCUGGGUUUAGAGCUCAGCUUCCCGUUCUGCUUCUGUGUGCACUGUAACUCCUACUGGAGAGAAGCUAUUUGGAUAAAGUUACACUUAGUCUGAUUAAAUGGAAUUAUUUAAAGACUCA
This is a messenger RNA of Haemorhous mexicanus (house finch), 1801 nucleotides long. RefSeq names its product UBX domain protein 6 (gene UBXN6). NCBI's taxonomy places the organism in Eukaryota, Metazoa, Chordata, Aves, Passeriformes, Fringillidae. Gene Ontology annotation, cellular component: cytoplasm. The coding region runs from base 98 to 1405 and encodes 435 amino acids. The record is from RefSeq and is a predicted model, not a curated record. The transcript is spliced from 11 exons. Gene Ontology annotation, molecular function: protein binding.